Messenger RNA from Columba livia (rock pigeon), 8507 nucleotides. RefSeq names its product Rho guanine nucleotide exchange factor 4 (gene ARHGEF4). Lineage: Eukaryota; Metazoa; Chordata; Aves; Columbiformes; Columbidae. Gene Ontology annotation, biological process: intracellular signal transduction. Gene Ontology annotation, molecular function: guanyl-nucleotide exchange factor activity; protein binding. The record is from RefSeq and is a predicted model, not a curated record.
GAGAAAGGCAAAGAGCCAAUGCAGUUUAACAAAAGUUUGUUCUACCAUAGUCUUAACUUUUUGGGUUGGCUUAAAAACAAGGCUGCAUAAUUCUGGAGGACUGGGGGAUGUCGUUAUUGAUGUGAAAUAAAAACUAUCCUGAGUUGUCUCUGGAAAGAUCAGGGUUUUGUGGAGAAGAGGGAAAAGGCGUUAUUAAAAUGGAGUUCAAGAGAUGUUUGGGUGCAUCAACAGAAGAGGAAAAAGGAAGACAAGAGGGUGGGGAAGAUCAUAGUAAUAAUGCUAGCAGUAGUGCUGUCCAUGAAGAGCUGGAUUUGGUACAAAUGUAUCUUACCUGUUUGCCUGAAAGAUACAUGAAAGCGAAAUUCACUCUGACAGCUUACAGGACCUGCUGGCUGUUGCUGAAGCUCUGCAAGAAAGCCUAUGAGAAACGACUCUCUGCUUCAGAAAAGGAGUGCCAAGGAGGUGCUGUAAGAAGGACAGCUGGAGGAACAGAAAAGAGUACUUCUGAGAAAAGGCAGCUCCACAUCCAGACCCCAGAGCCAGCUGAAAACUACAUCAGUGAAGGAGAGUUUGAAGAUGAUCUGAAUUCUUCUACCCCAAGCACAAUAGAGCUAGAGAUACGUGGAUCCAGCCAAGAAACAGAUGAAGAUUAUUUUGAGACCCAGUCACAUCAGAGUGGGUCUUUGUCGGAUGUUAAAACUGAGCCUUAUGAGAGUGUAUCAGACACAGAAUCUGUUUCUAGUGACAUAACUGGGGAAACAUGCUUGGAUCCAAACUGCCUUUUUACUGAAAAAAAAAAUCUGUGCUGUAGUCUUCCUAAAGCAAAGGCAGAAACAGCCCUUCAGGAACUUAAGUGCUCAAGGCAACCAGAAUUUACCCAGCAGGUGUGGUCAGAAGUGUCCUCCAAAAUAAAAGCAACACCAAGUAAAACCGAAUUUUGCAUACAAUCUGUGAAGUCAGAAGGUGAAGAAUUGCAUGAUGAAGAGCUAACUUUAACUAGUGAUAUUUCAAACACGGAGAACCAAGUCAGUGAAGAUGACAUUAUAUCACAGAUACAUAGAAAGUUUGUAGCAGUAUUGCAAAAUAAAGCAGAGUUUGAAAGCAGUAAAGUGCAGUCUUGUGCCAACUUCAUACCCAUAGAAGAUGGUGUUACAAGACAGAAGGAACAUCCUGCAGUAUUAAGCAUUGCUUGUUUCAAAGCAAACUCAGAAAGUUCAUUGGUUUUUCCUGAGGUACAAAAAUUUUCCUUCCAGUCAGAUGCAGCAUCAAGUUGUAGUUUGCCUAAUCUUCGUUUUGAAACAGAUGGACCUAACCGUAAAAGUGACACCGGGACAUCUGACUAUAAGUGUGAAUUAGAUUCUAUGUGCAGUAUAAAAUGCAGCAAGAGAAACUCAGUUGACAGUGAGGAAACUACAGGUAAAACGAUAAAACAUGAAGGUACAGAAACCAUGUUGACAUCAGAGUCAUUCUUUUACCAGACCUGCUUCAACCCAAAAUCUCAGCCACCACUCAGGAGGUCAGAGAUUACAGAAGGUAAAACAUGGCACAGCGUACCUGAAAAUAUCAGUGCUCAAAGCAGGACAGAAUACAUAGGGAACUGUAUUCAUCUGACAGACAAAUUUAGAUGGUCGUGUUCCAGAGUACAUCUUCAAGGGCUGGAUUUCGAAUACACUUGGAAAAAUUUAGGAAGGGUACCUGUAAGCCAUGAAAAAGCAAUAAAAAUAGAAGGCAAAUUUGAUGUAGAAAGGUCUCUUCUUAAUACUGACAUAGACUCAAAUGACUGUCAGCUUUCUCAGCCAGCAGGCUCUCCCCAGUGCGUUGAUUAUGAUUUGCACUAUAAAUCAGAGAUGUGUGGCCUUAGCCCAGAAGCAGCAGAUACAUGUGCUGAUAUCUUAACUUCUACACAGACUGAUGCUUUUGUGUGCAAUCUCAAACAAAAGGAGACUUCAUCUGCCUUGGACUGUGAGCCGCUGAUCAGAAAUGCUGAAGAACUUAUAAAAAGUCACCACUACAAAGCUGAAAGAGACCUGGAAGCAGACAGAUUCACUUGUGAUAUUGAUGUUCAGCCUGGCAUUGGUGACACUGAGAACUUAGCAGAUAGUCAUGUAGCUUUUCCUCCUGUUGUGGAAAACAGAGAUUGUGACUGUGCUGUAAACUGUGUUUCCAUUUGUAGAACACAGCAGAAAUGUUUGAAGGGUAGUGGCCUUGAAUCUGAACUGUCAGGUAUGAAGGUCGUGGUAGGGAAAAGAUGGGUAGAUGAUUCUUCUAACCUCGACUUUGGUUGUAAAGUCCUGGAAGCCACAAUGCAACCAGGUGGCAGCAGCACUGAGGCAGAGCACAAAGAGUCAAUGCAGCAAAGUACAGGUUGCAAAACUGGUGCCUUAAGGAAUCGUUCUGACCUAGUAACAAAUGAACACCCUGCUCCUACAGGAAAGGAUGAAGACAGUGUCUUUGCUGUUGAAAUGACUCCCAGAUCAAACUAUAUAGGCCAGAGAAGGCAUUUAAUGACUCUUCCAGAGUUAAAGCCUGGCCUAAUUAUAGUAUCUGUAGAGCAGAAAGGAUUACAGUCCCAGACACUGAAUUAUAACCUUCCUACUGAAGUGGUAACUGGACCAUUGAGAAAUGCAGUGAGCAAGGACUUGAUGUCUCCUCAUACCGUCAGCAAAGCUCAUGAUGAGCUGGAGAGAGUUCUGAGUGAAAGCUGUAGCUGUGAAGAACAGAUUCUGGCCACCCACCUCAUUCCUGGUGGUGCAGAGGUACUCCCUGGGAGGGAUACAGCUGAAGAAAAAACAGAAGUUUCACAAGAGAAGAGAGAAGAAACAGAUGCAGUUUCAUCUUCAGGGUUAAUCUAUAGUAAUUCCAUGGUAACAAGUGCAAAAGUGGAAUUUGAGAGUGUUACUGUACCACUGGACCAUAAUACACUUAUUGCAGAAAGUCAGGCAGAUCAAUGUGAAGAAGCAGUCUUUAAAUCACAUAGCAGAAGUGGUGUGAUGAUCUCUGAGAAAGAGCCUUGCAGAACAAAGACUGGAUUUGAAAUAGAGAGAGAACAGCUCAGAAGGUCAUGGGCUGAAAUAAGAGAUGACCAGGUGUCUAAGGAAGAGGAAUUCAAAGUUCAUCAAGGCGGAGAGGAAGGCUUAGAUAGAAGUAGUGCAGUAACACUGGAAAGGUGCAAUGUAAGUGAUUUGUGUCAGGGAGAUGGGGCUGAUGCUGACCAUCAAGGGCCCAUCAUCAUCUCUGAACAAGCAGCAGGCAGGCAAGGAACUGAAGGCUGUAAUGAUUCAAUGGAACAAAUGGGUAUUUGUGAAGAACCUUCUCCUGGUGAAGGAAAGGAGGGCUCUCCUGCAGAAGACACAGCAAGCCCUAGCAAAGACAGUACACAGAAUCCAGAUGUGUCUGAUUACUUGAACUGUUCUGUGAAAAGGGAGAUCCAUGACGCUUGCGUGCUGGGCCUGGAUAACAUAAGUACCUGCAGCACUAACAGCGAGGAAAUGGAUGAGAAUUCAUUCCACAUCCUAGGAGGUCACAGCAGUCUCUAUAAAGCUGUGCAAAAACCAACAAAGAAUGGGAAUAAUGGGAAAGCUUCCAGGUUUUUAGUAUUCUCAAAAAUGACAUCUUUCAGGAAAACUAAGCCUGCCAUAACAGAAAAUCAGGGAAGUAGCAGCCUCUUUGGCACCAAGGCAAAGAUGGAAGAACUGGGUGCUGGGAAAGAGGAUGAAGACACUGAAAGUUUACAGUCUUUCAAAAGUUGUUCAUCUGGUUCAGCCUUCCACAGGAAGGAAAGCUACACCUCUGAGUACUCUGAUGACGAUGAUUUAUUCUAUGAGAGACCCACAGGAUUGUUCAACAGAAUGAGCCUGAGGAAGGCUUCUGGCUCUGGUCGGAUCCUGAUGGAAGAUGUAGAUACAAAUUCAACUUCUCCCACACUGGCUGCUGUCAAAUAUGCUGAACAACAGAUUUCUAGUUCAUCUGAAAACAAUGACAGUGAACCUGUGGAAUACUCUGGGGUUAGAAAAUCGUUCCCUGAAAAUGAAUACAAAAGAAACAAAACCCCUGAUGGUAAGAAGUUCAAGACAAGGCUGGCCUUGGCACACAAAUCCCUAUCAAGCUUAUUUGAAUCAAAAUCUCCAGAAAAGGAAAAUACUGAGCAAAGCUCAAGAGUAUCGCUGAAAAACGAAAAGGAGAAAGCUAGAUUUCGCCAGAGCGCCUGGAAAGCUUUUCUAAAAAGCAAGGAGGCAGACGGACUAAGAAGGCCUGUCUUAGCAAGUUUAUCACCAACACAGGAGAGUGCAACUAGAGGCCAUGUAAUGAGAACAACUUCAGUAGAGCGACAGGAUAGUUCCAGCGGGCACACAUUUUUUAAAACAGAAACAGGUAAUGUCUCCUCAACAGACACCAACUAUUUGGACACCUCUGUGGAACCUGUUGAUGUCUCCUCACCUGCAGGUGUGUGGAGAAAACGAAUACAGUCCCAUGACCUGGGCAUCAGAUACUCACAGAGUUCAGACUGUGAUGAACAACAGGAGGCUCUGAGCAACUGUUUAAAUACUUCUCUAGAGGAAUACUGGAUGAAAUCUCCAUUUAGCCCCACAGACCUGCAGUCGUCAUUUAGCCAGUCAAGUCCAUCAUGUCCCCAGCUCUCAAAUUCUGAUGGUAAAGACAUGCCUUGUAGGCCCAUGAGUCCUAAACCGCAGAGUCCACGAUCCACGUCUCAACCCAAGAGCUUCCGUUAUCCUGGAAGAAUAUGUGCCACUUCAAUGAUCUCUCUUGGGAACAGCUCUGCAGUUGAAAGCAGUUUGGAAGCUCCUGAGAGACCAAAAACACUGAAACCCAGAGGUAGUCUCUUACUUUCUGUACACUCGUUGGACAACGAAUACCAGAGGGAUGACAGUGGCAUAAGCAGUCAGUCCCAGAUCAGCUUCACCACAGCUGCUUCCAUUAGUGACAUGCUCCGAGAUGAGGAGUCUAAACAGCAAUGUCAAACACCACCUGAAAAGAGGCCAAAUGAGAAAUGGCUUCCUCAUCGCAAACGAAGGCUCCCCGAGGUUCCACCAUCCCCACACCCUAUCUCCACCCUUGAGAGCAAAGCCUGGAGGCUCACCUUCCUUGCUCCAGAUGAAAAAUCCAAGGAGAUUCCAGAGAGGAGAAGGAAGAGACCUAAACCCCUCUAUAAGUGCUUCAGCUUCGAUGAUGUUUGGAUGGAGAGGAACCAAAAAAGGAAGCUAGAGAAGGAGACACAGCCAGAGAGAGGGAUUCAAUUGCAACACCUCCCAGAGGAUCAGUUAAAAGCUGGAAUAAGUCCAUCCAUCAUGUCUGCUGUUGCCUUGGACAUCCUGCCACUGAAAAUGCAUCCAUUUUCCCGGAGCACUCCGACGGGCUUAGACUGCGUGGGCUGGAAGAGGCGCAUCUCCUCUCCUGUGAUCGCUGAUGCAGCGCUGGAUAAGACGGCUCUCACAGACGAUGUGGGGAGCGAGGAGGACCUGUACGAGGACUUCCGGAGCUCCAACCACCGCUACGGCCACCCUGGGGGUGGCGGAGAGCAGCUCGCCAUCAAUGAGCUCAUCAGUGAUGGCAGCGUGGUGUACGCAGAAGCCCUCUGGGACCAUGUCACGAUGGAUGACCAAGAGCUGGGAUUCAAGGCUGGUGAUGUCAUUGAAGUAAUGGAUGCUACCAACAAGGAGUGGUGGUGGGGAAGGAUUCUGGACAGCGAAGGCUGGUUUCCAGCCAGCUUCGUACGGCUCCGAGUAAACCAGGAUGAACCCAUGGAAGAUUAUCCCCUGAAGGUAGAGGGUGGCAAAGAGGACGACUCCAGCAGUGGCACCCGCCGCUUUGGGAUGGGGCAGACCACCAAAGAUCAAAUGAGGACCAACGUCAUCAAUGAGAUCAUAAGCACAGAGAGGGACUACAUCAAGCAUCUGAAGGACAUUUGUGAGGGUUACAUUAAGCAGUGCCGCAAAAGAGCUGAUAUGUUUACAGAAGAGCAGCUGAAGACAAUCUUUGGGAAUAUUGAGGACAUCUACAGGUGCCAGAAGAAAUUUGUUAAAGCACUAGAGAAGAAAUUCAACAAAGACCACCCACAUUUGAGUGAGGUCGGCUCAUGCUUCUUGGAAUAUCAAACAGAGUUUCAGAUAUAUUCGGAAUACUGCAACAACCACCCCAACGCCUGCAUGGAGCUCUCCCGCCUCACCAAAGUCAACAAGUACGUCUACUUCUUCGAAGCCUGCCGCCUGCUGCAGAAGAUGAUCGACAUCUCUCUGGAUGGGUUUCUGCUGACUCCUGUGCAGAAAAUCUGCAAAUAUCCACUGCAACUGGCUGAACUGCUCAAAUACACCAACCCCCAACACAGGGAUUUUAAAGAUGUUGAAGCUGCCUUAAAUGCCAUGAAGAACGUUGCUCGGCUCAUCAAUGAGAGGAAGCGGCGGCUGGAGAACAUUGACAAGAUCGCUCAGUGGCAGAGUUCGAUAGAAGACUGGGAGGGUGAAGACGUCCUAGUCAGAAGCUCAGAACUCAUCUAUUCUGGGGAAUUAACAAAAAUCUCUCACCCUCAAGCCAAGAGCCAACAGAGGAUGUUCUUCCUCUUCGACCACCAGCUUGUCUGCUGCAAGAAGGACCUUCUGCGUCGGGACAUCUUGUAUUAUAAGAGUCGGAUCAACAUGGAUGAUAUGGAAAUACUGGAUGUAGAAGAUGGGAAGGACAAGGACUUCAAUAUCAGUGUGAAAAAUGCAUUUAAGUUGCACUGCCGAGACACUGAGGAAGUCCACUUAUUCUGUGCAAAAAAGCCUGAGCAGAAACAGCGCUGGCUGAAGGCAUUUGAGAAUGAAAGGAGACAGGUUCAGCUUGACCAGGAGACAGGCUUUUCAAUCACAGAGGUGCAGAAGAAGCAGGCCAUGCUGAACGCCAGCAAGCAACACCACACUGGGAAGCCAAAGGCUGUCACCAGGCCAUACUAUGACUUUCUGAUGCGUCAGAAGCAUCCCACCCUGCCUACCACGCUCCCUCAGCAGCAAGUCUUCAUGCUGGCAGAGCCCGCGCAAGCCCUCAAACUUCUGGCAGAACAUCAGCAGGCUGACGCCCUUCCGGAAAUAAGGGCAGCCCGUGUUUGUGCCUGAACCCCUUCUGAAAAAGCACUUUAUCCGUCAGUCCUGGGAGCUGGAGCCCAGGUUCUUCCAAUCCUUUGUUUACGGAGGAUGGCACACGUGCUCCUGCCUUCCCUAUUUAUUUUGCAGACCAACUGACUGCACUGGCUCUGAGGUGAGACACUGCGUGUGUGCUUGCACACGUGUGCAUUUGUGCCAGCCCUGUCGAGCCAGCCUUGCACAGUGCCCAAGAGGCAAACUUCCCAGAAGAGUUCACAGCAGGGAGCCUGACGUUUCAUCUGGAAAGAUUUUUUUGCUUUCAGCUGUGAGGACUCGCUCCUUCCUGCCAUGAACACUCCUGCUGCCCGGCAGCUGUCAGCAAGGGCAGGGCAGCUGGGACACCUGAUGUGCUCAGAACAGCAGUUCAGAGACACCGACAUGAUACAUUUUCCAUGGAUAAACCCUUCUGCUCUCUGCCCACCCCCACACCCCCAUUCCUCAAAGACAUGAUCCUCCUACACACGUCUAACUAAGUCGUUUAGCCAUUGCAGGCACUCAGACCAGACAACAGUGAGUAUUGCACUGUGACCUUUUUCUUUCCUUUAGUUCAACACCACUGAUGAACUACAGAGUACAUAAAACUGUGCCAAUGAACCUGCAGCAUGAGUCAAGUUCAAGAAUCUCUCUAGUGGGUUUGAGUUACAUAAGUUAGAGAAAAAUGUGCCUAAUUAAUACCGUACUCAAUUCCUUAGAUUCUAGUCUCUCCAUUGUUCUGCCAUAUCUCCUGGCCAAUGAAAAUGCUCAUUGUUUGUAAUGUGUUUAUUUAUGGUAAAAAUCAGAACUGUGUAUUUUCUAAGUCUGUAAUUGUUCUUGUCAGAUGUUAACUUGAUGCCUGUUUUGUCUGUUUUAUUAUUUUUUUUAAGAAAGGUCAAUAUUUGCAAACCUAGCUCCCAGAAGUCAGGGGCUACACUUCAAAUAUAAAAGACUAAAAUCAGAGUUGUUAUGCAAACUGCCACAGAUCCUCAAUUUAGGGAAUAUUACUGCAGGUUUCUGACACCUUGAAAAAAAUGUAAAGCCACUUUAAAACCAACUAAAUUUGGCACUAAGAGCCUCACUUGUAGUACCCAAGUUUCAAACUGUGGCCAAAAAGAAUUAAUUUAAACUUUGUUUAGCAAAAGGAAAGAUUUGCCUUACCGUAGUGUGAGAUCGAAGCCAUACUGACCGAGUUCCCUAGCUUAGGACAUCCUGUGACAUUGCUGUGAGCACUGUCUGCAGAGCGCAGAAGUCCAGUGUUUGUUGAUGCUGUAGCUGACCAAAGGCUGGUCAUCCAGGGAUAUCUGAAUUCAGUAGCAUGUACAAAGUCAUUCUUGCACUAUUAUCUUCCCCCCAGAACAGGGGCAACAUUUAAUUUCAUAAAGAAACUUGUAAAAGCAA